This is a messenger RNA of Aedes albopictus (Asian tiger mosquito), 1743 nucleotides long. RefSeq names its product probable cytochrome P450 6a14. Bases 1 to 1569 code for a protein of 522 amino acids. Lineage: Eukaryota; Metazoa; Arthropoda; Insecta; Diptera; Culicidae. The record is from RefSeq and is a predicted model, not a curated record. Gene Ontology annotation, molecular function: heme binding; monooxygenase activity; iron ion binding. The transcript is spliced from 2 exons.
AUGUGGAUACAUUUGCUUGUGAUGGCUUUCGCCCUAUCGCUGAUUCUCGUUCGUAGACGCUAUUCCUAUUGGAAACGCGUGGGAGUCCCAUUCAUCCAGCCGCGGUUCCCGUUGGGAAGUGUUGGAAGCAUCGGUACCCGAAUUCAUUCCUCCCAACUGUUGGCGCAAUUCUACCAGCAGCUGAAAGGCACGCAUCCCUUUGCUGGCAUUUUCUACUUCUUGCAACCGGUGGCACUCGCAUUGGAUCUAGAGUUUGUGAAAAAUGUGAUGGUGAGAGAUUUCCAGUACUUUCACGAUCGCGGACUGUACUACAACGAUAAGGAUGAUCCUCUGUCUAGCCAUCUGUUCAACAUCGAAGGAACCAAGUGGACCACACUGCGAAGGAAGCUGGUGCCGACGUUUUCCUCCGGAAAGCUGAAGAUGAUGUGUCCUACGGUGGUGAGCGUGGCGGAUCGAUUCAAAACGUGUAUUGAGAAGUGCAUAGCUCAGGAUGAGGAUAUCGAAAUGCGUGAACUGUUGGCGCGGUUUACUACGGAUGUGAUUGGGAGCUGUGCUUUCGGUAUAGAAUGCAACAGCUUGGAGAAUCCGGAUGACAAGUUUAGAAAGAUGGGGGAGAAGGUGUUCGAAGUCUCGCCGUUCGCCAUUCUUGCGUUUUUCUUCCUGUCUACGUUCAAAGACAUGGCGAGAAAGUUCCGUAUAACGAUUACAGACUCGGAAGUGGCUGCUUUCUUCGCGGCUAUCGUUCAAAAGACAAUCAGUUACCGUGAGAAGAACAACGUCCAGAGAAAUGACUUUAUGAACUUGCUGAUGCAAAUGAUGAAGCGAGAUGAUAAGGAUGAGUCUGAAGAAAAUUCGGUCACACUCACCAUGGAAGAAGUGGUGGCUCAAUCCUACGUGUUCUUUUUGGGCGGAUUCGAAACAUCAAGAACCACAAUGUCGUAUUGUUUGUACGAACUUUCUUUGAACGAGGAACUUCAAACACGGGCAAGAAAGUGUAUUCAAAGUGCGGUGGCAAAGCACGAUGGCCUGAACUACGAGGCUUUGAUGGAGAUGCCUUAUUUGGAACAAUGUAUCAAUGAAUCACUAAGGAAGUACCCUCCCAUAUCCAACGCACUCAGAAGCACUACCAAAGACUACGCCGUACCCGGAACAGAAGUAACACUAAAAAAAGGCACCGACGUCAUCGUACCGAUCUACGCCGUCCACCACGAUCCAGAAUACUAUCCGGAACCGGAACGUUUCAACCCGGAUCGCUUCACUCCGGAACAAUGUGCCAAACGAAAGCCAUUCACCUUUAUGCCGUUCGGUGAAGGACCUCGGAUGUGUGUGGCUUCCCGGUUCGGCAUGAUGGAAACCAAAAUUGGGCUGGCAGCAAUGCUGAUGAGUUUCAGAUUUUCCAAAUGCGAUAAGUCGAGCGUUCCGUUGAAGAUUUCGCCGAACCAUCUGAUGUUGACUCCUGCCGGAGGAUUGUGGUUGAAGGUGGAACAACUGGAUGGUGGAACGUCGGAGAUUGGAUUUUCGAAGGCGAUUAGCGAGGAAAGGGGUAAUCGUGUGGAGUAUUCAAUGUAAUUCGAAUAAAAAAUAAAUACAAUACCUUCUAACACAUACAAUCAUCUAGCAGAUCCUGAUUUUAAACAUUCUUUUUUGGAUUCUAGUAGGAUCUACUAGAUCCAUACAAUCGAAUCGAUCCUGAAAAACUAUGGUCUGCUAAUGGAUCAUAAGUUCAUCCGUUUUGUUUUUCGC